Bursaphelenchus xylophilus (pine wood nematode) is the source of this 1800-nucleotide messenger RNA. The record is from the annotation of a GenBank genome assembly. Lineage: Eukaryota; Metazoa; Nematoda; Chromadorea; Rhabditida; Aphelenchoididae.
AUGAGUGGACCGGUUAUAAGGCCAACUCUUGGAGCUUCCCAGAGACAGGAUAGAAGUCCACUGGUUAAUCCACCUAAUCCAGUCCUGUCUAGCGUGUUCACAGCAAACUUUUAUCACUCAGAUCAAGAAGAUAGGAUGGGAGGUGGAGGGAGUCGGAACAGGUCUUCAUCUGGCCACAGGUAUCAAUUAUCUUGUUCAUUACUGUAAUUGCUAAUGACUUCUAGUGAGCCGGAGUAUGAUGGAGACCGAUCUAGCGACAGCCGAAGCUCUUCACAAUCAGAAAACAGCAAUAGAAGUUUGGAAAGGCGAGGCUUCGAGAAUCUCGGGAAUACCUGUUUCCUAAGCGCUCUGCUUGAGGCGCUUUCCUCUUUGCCGGAGUUCGUGAAGUGCUUGGAUAAAGUAACCGAUGAGAUGCCGAGACAUCAUCAAGCUGAAUAUGUGGAAGAUGUAGGUUACUCAAUUCCGCUAGUAAUCCAUUUUCAGAAAACGUAUUUUCAAUUCUCCCUUCUUUAUGAGUUAAGUCGUAUGUUAUGUGCAAUCAGAAAAAGUGAUGUUGCCCCAUCUGCAAAAAAGUUUUACAAAUAUGUCGGGAAACUGGAACCAUCUCUGGCCGGAAGACAACAACAGGACGCCCAUGAAUUGUAUUUGAUGAUAAUGGAUGCAUUCGAAUGCAUUUGCAAAGUAUUGGAUGAGGAUGCCAAAAAGAUUGGAAGGCAAUCGACUGAAAUAGAAUUUUAUCCUAUUUUCAGAUUCGCAAAUCCACGUUUCGAAUCGAAUUGCUUUUACUUUUGGACUCAGCGAAGAAUCAAGUGUUCUGAGUGUUCGAAUGAAAGUUGUUCAAAGGAACCGUCAGUGAAUGUGAGUGUGGAUCUUCCCGAAGAUGAUGAGAUUGAUUGGAAUCCCUGGAAGGCAUGGGGCCGCAAGUUUGAAUUUACUGGAAACAACAAGUACAAAUGUGAUAAGUGUAACAAGAAAGUUGACGCAACACAAUUUACUGAUCUCCUGAAACCUCCUCCAGUACUUGUUGUCCAUUACCAUGUUUUUCAAAGUGAGUAGUACUACUGAUUAGUAUGUCUUCAGUGGUCGACGUCGAUGGAAACGUCCAUCUCCAGAAGCGCUCAAAAGUUCCUUUCCCACCAGAGUCCAUUCAUUUGUCCGAUUUCAACGUUGUUCCGGCUUCUCAAACAGAUUUGAGGGAUUACGUUCUCUGUUCCAUGGUCAUUCAUAUUGGCUCUAAUAUGCAUUGUGGCCACUAUGUUGCGGCAAAAAGAAUUCAAUCAGAUGAUUGGGUUGUAUACGAUGACGAUGUUACUUUCGAGAGGAAAACUGUUGAUCUAAUGUAGGUUUAUGCAAUAUAUUAUAGCUUUUUAGGUCAACCUCGAGUCGCCAUACCCCUUAUUUGAUGUUUUAUCGACGUAAAAAUUAUCGACCAAGGCAAAGAAAUGCGGCUGGAGAGGAUACUGUAGUCAGAAAAAACUGGAAAGAAAAUAAAAUGGACGAAGAAAAACAUAUAUCUACGAUUGGAACAGACGUCUCGGGCAUGGAUGAUGGGCGACAGAAAAGUGAGAAACGGAAAAUACCAACGAGAGAAGAACUAGGUAAGCCACUUUAAUAUCCAACGAAAACAUAAAUUUAUUUUAAUUUUUAGAAAGCUUAACCGGUAGAUGGCAAAAGAUGGCAACUUAUUACCUCCAGGAAUGGUUCAACUUUAUCUUCAGCCUCAAGGCAUCAAAAUCCUUAGGAUUUCUGAAGAAAGAUGACCAGGAUGGCCCCUUCAACGGCUUCGAUGACAUCAUUUGA